AGACUACAGACUGCUUGAAAACAGUCUGCCUGCAGUGAGUAUGUCUUCAAAUUAUCGGCAACCGGAUGCCUGUGGAGAUUUAUGUCUAGAUCUGGACAUUUCAAAACUGGUUUGAUUGGGUUUCCGCCAAACAACUGCAGAAUCAAGAAUUAUCUGUGAGACAGAACAGCUUUCUGGAACAUGGGAGUGAAUGCAAAUCAGCUACUCUUCUUGUCUAGCCUACUUUUUGGGACUGGCUGUUGCAAUGGUGGCAAAAUCUUAGUAUUUCCUGAAGAUGGCAGCCACUGGGUGAAUAUGCAGGUCAUACUCAAGGAGUUGCACAGCCAUGGUCACAGUCUGACAGUGGUACGAUCUUCCACAAGCUGGUAUAUUCAGGAUAAUUCUCCUCUCUAUACAUUCAUUAAUGUUAACCUCACUAACACAGAAGAUGGUAUCCCAGAGUUAACUGAGAGCUUUUUAAUGCAGUCACUAGCUUUACGUCAAAAGACACCAAUCCUGCGCUUUUUUGAACAGCAGAAAUAUCUGAUGACCUUGCUGAAGAUAUUCCAUGGUGGAGCCCUUCAUAUUAUAUCUACCAUGUUGGAUGACACAGCACUGAUAAGAAAACUACAGGAUGCAAAAUUUGAUCUAAUGCUCACUGACCCUGCUUUCCCUGCUGGGGUUCUCCUGGCUCACUAUCUCCAUUUACCCACAGUGUAUAAUGUACGCUGGCUCAAUGCAGGAGAUGCACAUAUGAUCGUUGCUCCAUCGACACCAUCUUAUGUUCCUAUGUUCAACUCAUUGUUCAGUGACAGAAUGGAUUUCCUGCAGAGGACCGAGAACUUCCUUCGAUAUAUAGUCAUCCUCCUCCAGGAGCAAUUGGUUAUCCUGCCCAUUUAUGAUGAAUUGCUCAAGAGGCACUUUCCACCAGGAUCAGAUCUUCUUACCAUGCAGCGUUCAGCAGAUAUUUGGUUGAUGCGGGUUGACUUUAUUUUUGAGUUCCCACGCCCUAGCAUGCCUAAUGUAGUCUACAUAGGUGGCUUCCAAUGUCGCCCAGCUGAACCCAUUCUUACAGAGCUAGAGGAGUUUAUGCAGAGUUCUGGGGAGCAUGGUGUGGUGGUCAUGUCUCUGGGAGUCAUGGUCACUGCCCUUCCAAAACAAAUGACAGAAGCCAUUGCAGCUGCCUUUGCUAAGCUUCCUCAAAAAGUCAUAUGGAGGUAUGUGGGUGAGCGACCUUCAUCUCUGGGUAACAACACUUUGCUUCUUGAAUGGCUUCCUCAAAAUAACCUCCUGGGGCACCCAAAGACGUGUGCAUUUGUGUCUCAUGGUGGCACCAAUGGUAUCUAUGAGGCGAUCUACCAUGGGAUUCCUGUGUUGCUUCUGCCACUUCUCUUUGAUCAGUUUGACAAUGCAAUUCGACUGGAAACCCGAGGUGCAGCCCGUGUGCUUGAGGUCAGUACAAUGACUUCUGAAGAAUUCCUUGAAGCCAUCAAGGAUGUCAUUCAGAAUCCAUCUUACAGGAGCAACAUGCAGAAAUUGUCAGAGCUUCACCGUGAUCAGCCCCUUCCUCCUCUAGACAGUGCCACUUUCUGGAUUGAGUAUGUCAUCAGGCACAAAGGAGCUCAACACCUGUACUCAGAGGGAAACAAACUUCCAUGGUACUCAUACCACAGUCUAGAUGUGGUAGGUUUUCUGUUCAUCAUCAUUUUAGCUGUACUCUGGGCCUCGGUAUCGCUUGUUAAAUUACUUUAUUGUAUGUCAGACAGGAAGCAAAAGGUUGAGUGAACUGAACUGCUGAAACAUAUAUCGACAUGAAUUAUACGUGUUUUUAGGUGGUGGUUGUUGUUAUUUUGUUUUGUUUUGUUAAGCACUUUAGGAUGUGAUUUAACUGUGAAAAUAUAAUUGUCAAAAUAAAUUGUUUAACAUCUAAGUUCAAUACACAUUAUGUUUGCCAUAUAAUCUUCAUUAAAGCUUUAGCAAGUUUUAUUUUAUACAAUAAAUCAAUUUCCUAAUUAGUCAAAAGUAAAUUCACUUCUCGUGUUGUUUGUACUGAUUAUGAUGGACAUGACUUGGAAUAAAAAUACUUUUUAAGGUCAUCAUAUCUAAUCAGUAUGCAUCAUUUAUGUACAAGGCAAGAAACAAACAGUAUAACUUUUUUGAAUUGAAAUCAAAAUGCAGAAUCAAGUACAGAUAUUGAUCAUAAGACAAAAUGUGAAAUUGUUCCUAAAGUAAGAUCAUAUAAAGAAUAUUCCUUUCAUCACACAUGAAUAUAUUGUCAGUCUUCAUAUCGAUGAAAACAAAACUAACUUUCUUUUGGAGUGGCUUUGGUUGUAUGUACAUGUGGUUAUUUUUCUUCUGGCAGUUGCUGUGGUCAUAACAAACUUAAUGAUGGUGGUAUAUGUUUAUAUGAACAUCAUCUUAAAGAAAGUAUCAUCUCAUCUCAUUAUCUCUAGCCGCUUUAUCCUUCUACAGGGUCGCAGGCAAGCUGGAGCCUAUCCCAGCUGACUACGGGCGAAAGGCGGGGUACACCCUGGACAAGUCGCCAGGUCAUCACAGGGCUGACACAUAGACACAGACAACCAUUCACACUCACACCUACGGUCAAUUUAGAGUCACCAGUUAACCUAACCUGCAUGUCUUUGGACUGUGGGGGGAAACCGGAGCACCCGGAGGAAACCCACGCAGACACGGGGAGAACAUGCAAACUCCGCACAGAAAGGCCCUCGCCGGCCCCGGGGCUCGAACCCAGGACCUUCUUGCUGUGAGGCGACAGCGCUAACCACUACACCACCGUGCUGCCAGAAAGUAUCAUAUGAAAUUGAAUAGAAAUUUGUCUUUGUUUUCAUAAGCAGAUGGUUAACUGUCAUUGAAUAAGAUAGCCAUACAUUUAGACAGAAAGUAUAUAAAGAUUAUAUGUAAAAGUAUUUAUUUAAAGUAAAUAUUUAAGUAUUUAAAUAAA
Neoarius graeffei (lesser salmon catfish) is the source of this 2938-nucleotide messenger RNA. RefSeq names its product UDP glucuronosyltransferase 5 family, polypeptide G1 (gene ugt5g1). The record is from RefSeq and is a predicted model, not a curated record. Gene Ontology annotation, molecular function: UDP-glycosyltransferase activity. The transcript is spliced from 2 exons. The coding region runs from base 181 to 1764 and encodes 527 amino acids. NCBI's taxonomy places the organism in Eukaryota, Metazoa, Chordata, Actinopteri, Siluriformes, Ariidae.